CUUUUACUUUCGUUUUCCAGUUUCAACGUCACACAUCCGAUCGCAACACAGUUUAAAAGCCAGUGCUUGUUCUGUGCAAUGUUAGAGGAGCAGGAAAGUCCAGCUGAUCUCUGUUCCAGCUGACUGGUGCAGGAUGGCAGAUUUUGGGCUUUAUUCAUACCAGGAAGAAGUGGUUGAAAGGGCGCUCAAUGGAGAAAACAUUAUUAUCUGGCUUCCGACGGGAGGUGGAAAGACUCGAGCUGCAGUUUAUGUAGCGAAAAGACACCUGGAGACCAAAGCAAACGCUAAAGUGGUGGUCCUAGUAAACAAGGUUCAUCUUGUCGACCAGCAUUACAGCAAAGAAUUUGAGCCUCACCUGGGUGGUUCUUAUGACAUUGGGAAGGUCAGUGGAGAGUGUGAGGAGAAGGAUUUCUUUGGGAGAGUGGUGCAGAGCAAAGACCUGAUCAUCUGCACAGCACAGAUCUUGUAUAAUGCUCUGAUUAACAAGGAGGAAACAAAACACGUGGAGCUCUCAGACAUUACUCUUCUGAUAAUCGAUGAGUGUCACCACACCCACAAAGAGGGAGUGUACAACAAAAUCAUGAGAUGCUAUGUGGAGAAAAAGCUGAAAAGAGAAAGACCAUUACCACAGAUCCUUGGUCUUACAGCAUCACCAGGAACUGGGGGUGCAAAGAUUCUUGAUUUUGCUGUGGACCAUGUCCUGGAGAUUUGUGCCAACUUGGACUCGGCUAUAGUCUCAACUAAAAACUAUGUCCCUGAACUGAAGAAAAAGAUACCCAAACCCAUCAAGACCUUUGACAUUGUACAGAAAAGACCUGCAGAUCCUUUUGGAGAUCAUCUGAAGUGGAUGAUGCAGCUGAUCCAUGAAUACAUGGACCUUCCCAAUGACGUCAGGCUGAGAGAGUGUGGCACACAAGAAUAUGAGGCAGAUGUGGUUCUUCUGGAGCAGCGAGGUGUUAGAGAAAACAACAGAUUGCUGGCACAAUGUGCGCUCCACCUGAAAGAGUACAGUGAUGCUCUGCUCAUUAAUGACACUCUGCGAAUGAUGGAUGCGUAUCGUUCUCUGGAGGAUUUCUACAACAUCAAGUUCACCACAGCCAUUGAUGGAACAGACUUUUUCCUGGUGGGACUUUUUCAAGAGAAUCAAGUGGAGCUGAGGAGACUAGCAACAGAUCCUAACUUUGAGAAUCCAAAGAUGGCCAUGCUUGAAAGCAUUCUGCUAAAACAGUUUGGUUCUGGACUACAGUCAAAGGGAAUUCUGUUUUGUAAAACCCGAAAAAGCACCCACUGUCUAAAUGAUUGGGUUCUCAAAAAUCGAGCCUUGCAGACAGCCGGCAUCAAUGCAGCCAUACUUACUGGGGCUGGCAAUGGCAUCACACACAUGACACAGCAUGCGCAGGCAGACACAAUCCGCAACUUCCGCCAGGGUACACUAAACCUCCUGAUCUCCACCAGUGUGGCUGAAGAAGGCCUUGACAUCCCCGAAUGCAACCUGGUGGUGCGCUAUGGACUGCUUACAAAUGAGAUUGCCCAGCAGCAGGCCAGUGGUCGUGCCCGAGCAAAAGACAGCCAGUAUUCAGUGGUUGCUCAAGCAGGGGGACGGGAGGUCCGCCGAGAGCUUAUCAACGAAUAUCUGGAGGAGCUGACUGGAAAAGCCGUUGCUAGGGUCCAAAACAUGAGCCACCAAGAGUUUUGCCGUAAGAUAAAUGAGAUACAAACUAAGACCAUCCUUGCCAACAAACUCUUAGAGAAUCACAAAACAGAGAAGAAGAGUCGCUACGCUGCUUCUGAUAUCCAGCUUCUGUGUCGAAACUGUUUUAAACCAGUGGCCUCUGGCAGUGAUAUUAAACUUCUUGACAACAUGCAUUAUGUCAACAUCAGUCCAGACUUUAAACAACACUACAAAGUUGGUGGACAGGUGGUGCUUCCAAGGAGUUUUGAGGACUGGGAGCCUGGACAAACAAUCAGCUGUAAUAAUGGCAACUGCAAUAAGGAUUGGGGAUUUGAGAUGAAGUACAAAAAGGUCGUCAUCCUGCCUAAUCUAGCCAUUAAGAACUUUGCCCUCCAGGUGGCUCCAAAUGAGAGGACCACAGUAAAGAAGUGGAAGGAUGUUCCAUUCGCCGUUGAGGACUUCAGCUUUACGGAGUACUGCCAAGAGUACUACCCUGAUAUACUUGAUUGAGAAGCAGAAAGAGGUUUUGUUCUUUCUAGUUACUUUCAUUUAGAUAAGGUCAACCACUUUUUUUUUUUUUGAAGUGCUUAAAUAUGAGCACGGACAUUUUAAAAAUUCACUCCACUCUUGCUAGAUCUGUUUUGUGCUAGUGGGCCAGUGAGAUAACAGCAUGCUUUAAUUCCUUGACUCACUGAUCACACUUGAAGUUAGCGUGACAGCUUUGUUUAUGCCCAAGGUCCUUGCUGCGUGGCAUGUUUGAUACGCAUUUCCUCAGUUACAUCCUAAGUAAAGUACAAAGGCAAAGCAGAAAUUAAACUCGGCUGUAAAAUUAACUUUAACUAUCAUGAACAUCUGUCAUGUGAUCCAGAUAACUGCUUAUGAAUUCUCUUUAAGCUGCUUUAAGAGGCUUUUUAAUUAAGAAAUCAUUUUUGUAUAGAUCUAAUUGUCUAAUCAAUAAUUUGUGUGGAUGUAUUUUUAGUGAUAUAUGAUGUUUAUAAACUAAACCUAAAGCUGAAAUAAAUGAAAUUUUAAUAAACCUUCCUCUUCAUCAGCAGCUUACUUGUAUUUCAUUUGCUUUUGUUGUCCACCAGGUGGCAGUGUUAGAUAACCAAUAACAUGCUGUGUUUGAUACCCCUCGCUAAUGUACUGGAUAUAAGUUUUAAACGUUGAUUCUUCAACUGAGAGCACAAAAAAAAAAAAAAAAAACAUUGAUGCCCAGAGACCCUGAAGCAAACAAACUGCUCCUGAA
Messenger RNA from Melanotaenia boesemani (Boeseman's rainbowfish), 2921 nucleotides. It is a transcript of the gene dhx58, whose product is annotated as DEXH (Asp-Glu-X-His) box polypeptide 58. Gene Ontology annotation, molecular function: single-stranded RNA binding; double-stranded RNA binding; zinc ion binding. Bases 134 to 2182 code for a protein of 682 amino acids. The record is from RefSeq and is a predicted model, not a curated record. Gene Ontology annotation, biological process: response to virus; positive regulation of interferon-beta production; innate immune response. Gene Ontology annotation, cellular component: cytoplasm. NCBI's taxonomy places the organism in Eukaryota, Metazoa, Chordata, Actinopteri, Atheriniformes, Melanotaeniidae. The transcript has 12 exons.